Hordeum vulgare subsp. vulgare (domesticated barley) is the source of this 1372-nucleotide messenger RNA. RefSeq names its product chaperone protein DnaJ-like. The record is from RefSeq and is a predicted model, not a curated record. Bases 313 to 1107 code for a protein of 264 amino acids. Gene Ontology annotation, cellular component: cytoplasm. Gene Ontology annotation, biological process: protein refolding. Lineage: Eukaryota; Viridiplantae; Streptophyta; Magnoliopsida; Poales; Poaceae. The transcript has 5 exons.
UCUUAUCCCCCUUUUUUUUAUCUCCUCCCUCUCCCGUUCGUUUCCCCACCUCGCCAAGUUUAUCGCCCCCCUCCCUCUCCCUCCUGCCGAAGUUUCGCCCGCCAGCGAUCCCCGGACGGGAGAGAGGCGCCGCCCGCAAAUGCUGCCGCCGAUCAUGUGAACUUGGCAUCACGAGACGAUGCUACUCAUCAUCAGCUUGUAGCACGGCCGUUGGAUCCUCUGCGCCAGUCGAUCUGGACGGCGGAGGACGCCGCUGGCCGCGAGCCAUUCGAAGCGGCCUGGUCGGGAGCCCUGCAACCCAAUCCGUCCGCCAUGGCGCUGUCGGUGCACGCCGUCGCCGUCGCCUCCCCGUGUCUCCUGCCCCCUCCCUCGCACCACCGCUCUGCUCCGGGCUUGGCGGCUCCUCUCCGCCCCGUCCUCCCUGUCGUCGCCCCACUCCGCUCCGGCCCCAGCUCCUCCCGGUGGACGCGGCGGGCGAGCGUGCGGGUACGCGCGAGCGCCGGCGGCGGAGGCGGGCGGAGGAGGGAGUCCCCCUACGAGGUGCUGGGCGUGUCGCCGUCGGCCGCGCCCGUCGAGAUCAAGCGCGCGUACCGGCGCCUCGCGCUCAAGUACCACCCGGACGUCAACAAGGAGGCGAAUGCUCAGGAGAAGUUUCUGAGGAUCAAGCACGCGUACAACACGCUGAUGAACUCCGAGAGCCGGUCCAAGUACGAGAGCAGCAGCAGCAGGCCUGAUUCUUCGUGGUCUCCAGGGAGCAGGAAGCCAGCUGAUGCAGAAGAAGAUUUCUAUGGGUUUGGGGAUUUCCUGAAAGACCUGCAAUCAGAAUUUCAGAACUGGGAGGCUGGCCUGAACUCAGAGCAGAAACCUAAAAGCCUGUGGGAAGAACUAUCAGCGAUUGGUGAGGAGUUUGUCGAGUUCCUGGAGAACGAACUGAACAUCGACGGCUCGAGCACUGAGGACGACGACAGGAACGAUCCGUACACGCAGUUUGGAGGGAAAGGCGGAAAUGCUGAGGGUGACAAGAAAGGAACAAGCAGUUCCGACGAUGGCGUGUCGGACAUAGAGUCGGUCCUCGAGCAGCUGAAGAAGGAGCUUGGGCUCAGCUGAACCGCCGCCUGUUGGCAACACAGUGGUGGCAACUGCAGCCAUUGUAAUUUGUAGCAAACUGGUGUUCAUAUUCAGGUACGAUGUUCUCCCGGAUCGAUGGCGGUAAUGGUAGUUACCAGUAGAUGUUGUAAUUUAGCAGGUAGAGCUUUCCGGCAGGACGACGGAUCGAGCGUUUUUUGCAGUAUGUAUCGCUCUUGGUUCUUAGGGCUCCAGUUUUAGUUUGGAAACAGAAUAGAAGGCGUUGCUUCUACAGUUUUACUUGAAA